This is a messenger RNA of Saccostrea echinata, 1358 nucleotides long. RefSeq names its product neuromedin-U receptor 2-like. The record is from RefSeq and is a predicted model, not a curated record. Gene Ontology annotation, molecular function: G protein-coupled peptide receptor activity. Bases 9 to 1271 code for a protein of 420 amino acids. Gene Ontology annotation, cellular component: membrane. NCBI's taxonomy places the organism in Eukaryota, Metazoa, Mollusca, Bivalvia, Ostreida, Ostreidae. Gene Ontology annotation, biological process: neuropeptide signaling pathway. The transcript has a single exon.
GUCCCUGUAUGUUUUUAAACAUGAACAGCACACAACUAUACACAUUGGAAGAUUGGAAUUACGAAAAGUCCAAGGUUUUAACAGUUAACACGGUGAUUCUGGGAUUCUAUCUCCUGAUUGGUGUAGUAGGGAACUCUAUUGUGAUUUAUGUGUACAACUUCCGAAUGAAGGGACCGAGAGACGACAGAUAUUUUAUACCCCAUCUAGCUGUGAUGGAUCUGUGUGCAUGUAUUGUAGGUGUAGGAUAUGCCAUGGCUUUAAAUAUCAUUCCAUUGAGAUUUCAAGGAGAUGAACUAUGUAAAAUUUUGUGGUUUGCAUCACAAGCUACUACAAUGUGUGCAGCUUUUAUGUUGCUUGUCAUUGCAAUACAGCGUUAUUUGAAGGUCGUGAGACCAUUCAAGAAACAGAUGACGAUAAAGACCAAGCAUUUCGCCUUGGUAGCUAUUAUUCUCCUCUCCAUUGUCUUGUCUUUACCGUGCUUUAUGUUCUAUGGAGAAAUUACCAUAAUAAAUUCUCAGUUAAAUUUGAAAGGAUCUCGGUGUGGUGCAAGCCCAAAUUCUGAUAGAACUGCCCUGUUUUUGUAUAACACAAUUCUGUUUGUGAUUGUUGUCGGUGGACUUAUUACAAUAAGUGUUCUCUACAUUAUGAUUGGACGUACAAUCUACAGGCAACACAAGUACAGACGAAGAAUUAGUUCCGCAACAUCUGCUGUUAAACGCAGCAACCGAGAUUCAAUGGAAUGGAAUCCGCCCUCAGAGAGCGGAGGAGGAGUCCCGCCUAGAAAUAAACCGCAAAGGGAUAGCCUCGAUUUCGAUUCUCCCUUUCUUGAUUCUCUCACCGAGGCACCUCCAUCGCCAGUUACCCCGGUAAAUGAGGAAUCCAGUCCUCUCCAAAAUUCUACAUUUCUCAGUGUUCCAAUGACUACUACAGAAAAGAUCCGCAGUAGUUUUACAGAAAUACAGAAAAAGGCUUUCAAUUCGGCUAUUCCUACUGUGCGGAAACACUUCGGAACUCAUCGGUGUUCCUGGAUGUUCAUGUUGAUAGCCGUGGUUUUUGUAUUAUCUUUUAUUCCACGGAUAACAUUAAAUGUUUUGGAAUCUGUGGAUCAUCAUUUUUGGCAUAAACUGACUGACCGGGAAAUAGCUUUUUACCUGUUCCUGUAUCGCUUUUAUCUUGUAAACAAUAUAAGUAAUCCUUUCUUUUAUGGACUCUUUGAUCGGGCACUUCGUAAAGAACUUCGAAAAAUAUGUUGUUGUAGGUAUGGAAAAUAAGUAGUUCAAGAAAUUGCUUAAGUUUUCAUUAUGCUUCCUCUGUGUCACUGAACAGAAACCCUGCCUUUGAUUAUUGUAUUGUUUAUA